CCCGGGGACUGAGGCGGCGCCUUCGCCUGCCGCAGGGACGCGGGCCGCCGUGCCGUCGGCGACAUCUUGCUCGGGAGGAAAGCGCCGGGGAGACCGGGUGGCUGGGAGCUGCAGCGCGCGGCGCGCGGAGGACGGGAAGGGAGACGCAGGCCAGCCCGGCGCGGCACCCCGUAGGCGGCGGCGGCGGCGCGCACUCCAGCGGGCGGCGGGCACCAUGGCCCCGGGGAGCGGGGUGAAGAGCGAGUACAUGAAGCGCUACCGGGAGCCGCGCUGGGACGAGUACGGGCCGUGCUACCGCGAGCUGCUGCACUACCGCCUGGGCCGCCGGCUGCUGGAGCAGGCGCACGCGCCCUGGCUCUGGGACGACUGGGGCCCGGCGGGAGCCUCGGACGACUCGGCGUCGUCGGCGUCGUCGUCGGGCGCCGGGGGCCCAGCGCCCCAGGGCGCCCCCGCUUCGCCGCCCUCGGAGCCCGCGGCGCGGGAGGGGCCGGAACGGCGGGCGCGCGGGCCGGCGGAGGAGCGGGGCGCGGAGGCGGCAGAGGCCGAGGAGGCCCGGGACGCGGAGGGCGCGGACGAGGCGGCGGCGGCGGCGGCUCUGCCAGCCCCGCCCGUGAAAGAUAUCGAAGAAAAACCUGAACAAGAGAUCAGAACAAAAGAGACUGAGAAGGUACCUAACAGUACUGAACCUCGACAGCAACCAAGUGCCUUAUUUGCCAGAGGAAAUAGGAAAGCAGUCAAAAGUCCUCAAAGAUCAUCGAGUAAAAUAAAAGAGAACAAGCAUCCAUUUGCCCUUUAUGGAUGGGGGGAAAAGCAGACGGAUACAGGAAGCCAGAAAACUCACAACGUCUGUGCGUCCGCUCCGGUCCGUGAGAUUCAUGAGUCGGCAUUGCGAGCCAAGAACAGAAGACAGGUGGAAAAACGGAAACUGGUCACUCAGAGGCAGCGCGCCCACUCCGUGGAGGUGGAGAAGAACCGGAGGAUAAAGCCUCCGCCCUCGGAGAACCCGUGGGUGACGGAGUACAUGAGAUGCUACUCAGCACGGGCCUGAAGGCAGCCUCUUUGAAAAAGUAUCCGUGGAAGAAAGAAGAAGCAGAACAAAAGAAAAACCGUCAGAGGAAAACAGACACAGGUUUAAGAAACCAGCGAUGACCCGGCGUUUUCCGUAGGGAAUUGCCCAAAGACUGCUCUGUUUCGCUGGAUCCUGGUCACCUACCUCAGCAGUAGGGCGACAGUUGAAGCCAUAGACAUUUGGGUAUUUCUGAAGCUAAUUCCCUAAAUAUUUGAUAUUCUUACAAGGGUUUUGUUUUAAAGCAUCUUAAUCUUUUCAGACACCGACACCGAAUGCCUUUAAGUGGCUACAGAUGCUUCGCACUCGGUAUUUCCGCCAGCUUAGCUGGAGCCCAUUUCCUUCCUGUUCUCACCCCUUCCCAGACCCCGUAGCCAGUAAGAUCGUCCCGACUUGCAGCUUGAGACCCAUUUUCCUUAUGUGGAGUUUUCUUGUGGAAGAGCAGCUUGUCAAGUGAGUUUCAGCACUAAUACUGACUCCUUGCGCAGUGAAACCAGAACUUACUUGUGUUUUGGUUUUGGCCCCACGUCACAUAGACUGUGAUAUUUAAGAAUUCUCUGGGUUGGGUGAGGGUCCUCUUUUCUCUUUAAAUUGUCAUCAAGGCACUUAUUUCAUAGCUCAAUAGAUCGAAGGCAUUCCAAUGAAUGAAGUGCCACUGCUGUGUCUUUAGAGUAGUACCGAAGUUUCUUUGGAAACUUUUUCUAUUAUUAUUGCAACUUUUUUUUUUUUUUUUUUUUUGAGCACAUAACGGGGAAUCAGUUCCUCACUGCAUUGUGGUGUUUUGGCACAUAACUUACUGUGGACUUUUGCCUCAUCUAUAAUGGCAGUGACAUUUAGAACUUACAAUGUGAAAUUUAUGUAAUUAUGUUGAGAUUGUCCUGCUCAUUGGGGACAGGGGGCAGAUAUUAAGAUACCAAUUAGAGAUGUGGCUUACCCCUCCUUUCUGCAUUUUCUCUCUACAGACUCAUUCAUAACAAAGCUUUGACGCUGUACGUUACUCAGACUUUUGGCCCAAACGUGUUACUCCUGGAUUCCUAGCCAGUAGGCCUUACAGAGAACGUGCAGUGGGAGAAUAGUAGUGUGUGUCAAGGCACAGAUGUGAGUGUGUAAACGAGGUUCUCCUUCCCCGGUACAUUUACUCUUGGGGUAGAAGAUGGUUUUGAGAAAUGCUGGUUUCUACCCAGCAGAUACAGGAAUCUACAGGAAGGAUGAGUGCUAAAUUCUCUAUAAGAGAGAAAAAAGGCCUCUGCCUAGGCCGGGUGGGCAGCUGGAGACAGGUGAAUAAACUUUGCCAUUAGAUGUGAGGUUGAAUAUUUCCUAGAUAUUUUUACUCUGUAUCUUUGAAGUAUUAUGGUCAGUUUUUACUUUUGUUUUUAAGUAGGCUUCACACCCAGCGUGGGACUUGAACUCAUGACCCUCUGAGCAAGGGUCGCAUGCUCUGCUGAGUGAGCCAGCCAGGCACCCCUGCUGUCAAGUUUUAGAACACAAAUACGUUUUACUCCACAUAAAGUCUUCACACAGUGUCCUCUUACAACCGUAUUGAGCUUGGAGAACUCACUUAAUCAUGAGCUUUAAAAAAAAUACUUUUUAAACAUUUGCAUUGUUUUGCAGUGAAUUCUUUUACAUAGAGAGCUCUUCUAAUCAUUGAGAUGUCUAUUUAACAGGAAGUUCUGUGUGUUGGUCCAAAUGACCUUGCUAAUAAUUCUGGUGAACACUGCUGUAAUUAUAUUAAAGUCCUUAACCACUGCGAGUACCUGAAGGUGAGAUUACUGUGGCGUAGUGAUGGUGUCGCUGCCUGUAAAAACUCUUCCUUUCCGACCACUUCUUGCAUGUUUGGUUUUAGCCAUGAAGCUCAAACGUUCCUGUUGCGCCCGACAAUCUUAGGGAAGCUACCCUUGGGAGUGGCUCAGGCCCCCCACCGAUGGGCUGCCUUAGAAACCCAACUUCCUCUAGGCUUUGACCAAGCCAGACUCUCUCCAUCAGAGACCGACUCGGAUUUAAUGUGCUUACUACUGAAAACUCCAGAUAGAAAUAAAACCUAGAAGGCAAUAUUGACCAGUUGUCCCCCUUUUUAAGUAGAGGACAAAUGAACAAGCUUUUUAAAGUACUUUUAAUGUGCAUGAACAAAAAAUCAAUCUGAAUUAAUUGUGAGUGCCCUUCCCAUGCCCAAGCCAUUAGUUGGUUAAGGUGUCUUCUUUUUAGGGGUGAAAAUUACCCUUUGAGCCCAGGAUGUUUUUUUAGGUGGUAACAAUUCAAUGGUCUUACUUUUUCCUUCUCACUCUAGAAACUCAUGUAUUUGUAACCAUGUUCCUAGUUCAUGGGACACAUUGGAAGACAGGAAGAUAGUUUUUUAAAAUUACCUUUCAUGUUGAAAAGUUUAAAACUGUUGGAGAUUCCAGUGACACUUAGAAAGAUAGAAUAAAGUAACUGCUACAUAAGACGCUUUUAUAUUUUGGCUUUAAAAUUAAAACUGUUGGCCAUAAACAUGUUUGCUAUGUUACUUUUAUUAAAAACAGUAAUAGAAUCCUGAAAAACAGCUAGCAGUUCCCUGGACCAAGGUGGAUGAGAAGUAAAUAGGAAUCAGUUCUUUUUUCUUUCUCUUAAAACCUAGAAGGCUGCUCUUAUGCAGGAGUAUCAGAAGCCUGGGUACUUCUGGUUUUAUAUAUGUAUCUAUAUACAUCUGUAUAUAUAUGGACCCCUCCACUGCCAUAACAUUUCUAAGCGCACAUAUACGUUUUUUAAAGUUUACUAAACCUAUAAUAGGGUGUAGGUUGUCUUAGUUGCUCCUGAUGUAGUGGGCAUAUAUUAAUGGCACUUCAUAUAUGUAAUUGCUUUGUCAUUGUUUCAUUCAAUAAAAAUUGCUAAUAACUUGAAA
Messenger RNA from Lutra lutra (Eurasian river otter), 3941 nucleotides. RefSeq names its product centriole, cilia and spindle associated protein (gene CCSAP). The record is from RefSeq and is a predicted model, not a curated record. Gene Ontology annotation, cellular component: axon; centriole; ciliary basal body. Gene Ontology annotation, biological process: regulation of mitotic spindle assembly. Bases 215 to 1048 code for a protein of 277 amino acids. Lineage: Eukaryota; Metazoa; Chordata; Mammalia; Carnivora; Mustelidae. The transcript has 4 exons. Gene Ontology annotation, molecular function: microtubule binding.